This is a messenger RNA of Cyphellophora europaea CBS 101466, 1101 nucleotides long. RefSeq lists its product as uncharacterized. The record is from RefSeq and is a predicted model, not a curated record. The coding region runs from base 1 to 1101 and encodes 366 amino acids. NCBI's taxonomy places the organism in Eukaryota, Fungi, Ascomycota, Eurotiomycetes, Chaetothyriales, Cyphellophoraceae. The transcript has a single exon.
AUGGGCUCCGUCGGCGAGAAUCAGGAUAGUGCUCCCUUGUGGAACGGGGUUCCUCAACUUACCCUGAGCGGUACGGCUUGGGAGAUAGGUCUAUCUCAUGGCAGGCAGAUACCAAAUCGCAUCAAGACCUGUAUCGCCAACUAUGAACGCUUGUUCCUUGAGACAGCUGAGGCUGAUUGGCCAGAGUCAGUGGCCCGUGCCAAACAGUAUCUACCUGCCCUCGAGCAGAACGAGCCUGAGCUGGUUGAAGAAAUGAAAGGCAUAGCAGCCGGUGCUGGGGUGGACCUCGGUGAUAUUCUGGCUCUCAACCUCCGCAGCGAGAUAUCUCUGACCAACUACUCUGAUGGCUGCACGAGUAUCGUCACCAAGACUUCUUCAGGUGAUAAAACUUUUGUCGCACAGAACUGGGACUGGGUUGGAGAGGCUGGAUUGUCCACUGCCUUCUUCGACAUUCAAAAGCCCGGACUACCACGGAUUCGCAUGCUUGGCGAAGCCGGGAUUGUAGCAAAGUUCGGAUUCAACGACGCAGGUGUGGGCAUCUGCAUGAAUGCCAUUAGGUGUGGUACAGUCAACCGAAAUGCUUUGCCUGUACACCUUGCGAUGAGGCGAGUCUUAGAAUGUCGGUCCUUCGACGAGGCAUACGCCUUGCUUAGCAAGAGAGGCGUCGCAUCAUGCGUCAAUUUCGCGAUAGCCGAUCGAAGUGGAAAGUUUGCGACCAUUGAAUGCACGCCCAAAGGCCUCGCUCCAAUCCACCCAGAGUCUGGGGCAUUGGCAACUUUCCACACGAAUCAUAUCUGGUCCCCAAACGUUCCAGACGGAAUUCGAGAUCAUCCAUCCAAGAACUCUUUCUCGAGACUGGAUAGGAUACGAGAGUUGAGCGCAGGCGAGGAGCCAAGCGUUGCGAAGAUCAGGAAAUGGCUUUCUGACGAACAAGGCACCCCUGUGUCCAUCUGUCGAUCGACACCUCCGGGAGCAAAGGGAAUUGAGAGGAUGGAAACUUUGGCGACCGUGAUCAUCGACCUGCACAACAGCAAGGCCGAGGUAUCUCUUGGGCGACCGAGCCUAUCACCGCCUGUUCUGACAUUGUCAAUGGAUGCUUGA